Mustela lutreola (European mink) is the source of this 2266-nucleotide messenger RNA. It is a transcript of the gene CBLC, whose product is annotated as Cbl proto-oncogene C. The transcript has 11 exons. Gene Ontology annotation, biological process: cell surface receptor signaling pathway; negative regulation of epidermal growth factor-activated receptor activity. Lineage: Eukaryota; Metazoa; Chordata; Mammalia; Carnivora; Mustelidae. The record is from RefSeq and is a predicted model, not a curated record. Gene Ontology annotation, molecular function: receptor tyrosine kinase binding; ubiquitin protein ligase activity; phosphotyrosine residue binding. Gene Ontology annotation, cellular component: membrane raft; plasma membrane. Bases 71 to 1663 code for a protein of 530 amino acids.
CCGCCCCCACCCUGGGCGGGGCCGCACCUUGGCCUGCCGCGGGCCUACCUUCCCCGGAACCCGGGGGCCCAUGGCUGACGCGGCAGACCCCUGGGGGUGGCCGUCGGGAGAGGCCCGCGCGCUCGGCCGGGCGGUGAGGCGGCUGCAGCGCCUGGAAGGGCAGUGCGGGGACCCCCGGCUUGCCUCCAGCCCCCCCUCGCUGCGAGACCUGCUGCCCCGCAUCGUGCAGCUGCUGCGCCAGGUGGCCCACGCCCGGCGGGCGGCCGGCGGAGGCGGCCCCGAGGGUCCCGGUGGUGCGAGGGACUUUCUCAUCGUCCACCUUCACAACCUGGAGGCCAAGAGCAGGCAGGUGGCGGCACUGCUGCCACCCCGGGGUGAGAGGACUGCCAACGACGAGCUCUUCCGGGAGGGCUCCAGACUCAGUGGGUGCAGGUGUCGGUGGGAGGCCCGGAGUCCAGUCCAGGUCCUCAGAGCCCAUCCCCACAGGCGACAGCUGGCCAAGCUGGCCCUCAUCUUCAGUUACAUGCACGCGGAACUGGGUGCACUCUUCCCCAAGGGAGAGUACUGUGGGCACACCUACCAGCCCACCAAGGCGCAGGCCCAUGCCUUCUGGAGGGAGCACUGUGGAGCCCGGUGUGUGCUGCCCUGGGCUGAGUUUGAGUCACUCUUGUGCACCUGCCACCCAGUGGAGUCAGGCUCCACGGCCCUGGCCUUGCGCUCCACCAUUAACCUCACCUGCAGUGGCCACGUGUCCAUCUUCGAGUUUGACAUCUUCACCAGGCUCUUCCAGCCGUGGCCAACACUCCUCAGGAACUGGCAGCUCCUGGCAGUCAACCACCCGGGCUACAUGGCCUUCCUCACAUAUGAUGAGGUCCAAGAGCGUCUGCAGACCUGCAGAGACAAGCCAGGCAGUUACAUCUUCCGACCCAGCUGCACUCGCCUGGGUCAAUGGGCCAUUGGAUACGUGAGCUCAGAUGGCAGCAUCCUGCAGACCAUCCCUCUCAACAAACCCCUGUUCCGAGCACUCCUGGAUGGACAAAAAGAAGGCUUAUACCUCUACCCAGACGGGAAGAACCACAACCCAGACCUGACUGAGCUCUACCAGACGAAACCCCAUCCCUACAUCCGUGUGUCGGAGGAGCAGCUGCAGCUCUACUGGGCCAUGGACUCCACGUUCGAGCUCUGUAAGAUCUGCACGGAGAGCAACAAGGAUGUGAAAAUCGAGCCCUGUGGGCACCUGCUCUGUAGCCGCUGUCUGGCCGCCUGGCAGCACUCGGAUAGCCAGACCUGCCCCUUCUGCCGCAGAGAGAUCAAGGGCCAAGAGGCCGUGAGUAUCCAAUUCCAAGUGAAGCCAGCGGAAGCCAGGGCCACUGCUGAGCACCUGAGGGAUAGCAGUGACCAGGAAGAUGAGGAGGAGGAGCUGGGACAGGUGGUUUCCUCAGCACCCCCACAGCCCCCUCAGCUGAGUGUGUCUCCCGCUAAAGGCCAGCUGAAAGUGGAUUUUCCGAGCCCCUGGCCUGCUGGGGAGGGGCCCGUCUCUGCUAGCGUCUCAGGCCAAGCACACGCAAGAUUCAAUCAAUACAGGGCUGUCUUCAAACAAACAGCUCAGGAAGUCCGGGAACACGAUUCGACCGCAGCAAACAAUUCCUUGAAGAACAUUUAACACUCUCUGGAUGUUUCCUUGUCCGUGCACUGAUUACUCAUGGUAUCGUGCACUGAUUACUCACUCUCUGGAUAUUUUCCUUAUCUGUGAGCUGAUUAUUCAUGGUAAGCCUCGUGCUCAGUAGAUCAUCAGUUUCAUGAGGACAGAGAUUUGUGUGCCUGGUUCAUAGCUCUCUCUUCAGAACCUAGAAUAGUGCCAGACACACUGUAGAUUCUGAGAAUAUUUGUGAGAUGGAUGGAUGGAUGGAUGGAUGGAUGGAUGGAUGGAUAGACGGGUGGGUCGACGGAUGGAUGGAAAGAUGGACAGAUAGAUGGAUGAAAGCAUGGGUGGGUGGAUGAAUAGAUGGACGGAAGAAAGGAAAGAUGGAUGGAUGGGUGGACGGACGGACGGACGGACGGAUGGAGGAAUGCGUAGAUGGAUGGACAAACAAAACUUCCUACUUAAGCCAGAAGUCCUAGGGAAAAAAGCAACAUGGACCAGGGACACUUCUGUUGUACUGUCCCUCCCUCCUCCUCCCCCCAGCCACCAAAGUGUUAUCACUGUCUGGACCUAUGAAAUGAAAAGACAGUUGUAGCUCAGCUGUGACAUUUCUUAAUCUCCUCC